Molecule: messenger RNA, 180 nt
Organism: Fusarium verticillioides 7600
Lineage: Eukaryota; Fungi; Ascomycota; Sordariomycetes; Hypocreales; Nectriaceae
Exons: 1
Coding region: 1-180 (59 amino acids)
Source: RefSeq, a predicted model, not a curated record
AUGUUCUUUGGGGAUAACGAGGAAGGUGAUUAUCGGACGAGAUUGUCCAGUCUGGGUCAGAAGCAACAAGACGAUCUGGAGCCUGUUGUCAAGUUCAAAGUCGCUCAGGAGAAGGGAAGGAAGCCGGUGCAGUGGAGUGAAGAAGAUGCCAAGAGAGAACUUUGUAAGAUCCUGGUAUAG